AUGAAUGAGGACUUGAUCAAUAGCGCAGUCAGCUUUCUCAAGGACCCCAAUGUGGCGCUGUCGCCGCUAAACAAGAAAGUGGAGUUUUUGGAGACAAAAGGACUCAAUGAACAUGAGAUUGAAGAAGCUUUGAAGAGAGCCAACAACGCCUCGUCUUCAUCGUCGACUUCGACCACAGUCACUCCAUCCACCAGCCAGCCUCAACAACCUCAACAACCCCAGGGACCCCCGGUGCCAUAUGACUACUACGGUAUGGCUCCUCAGCCUCCUGAGAGAACUUGGAAGGACUACUUCAUCAUGGCCACAGCAACCGCCGGAGUUACCUACGGCUUGUACCAGGUUGUGAUUGAUGCCGACAAGGAGGCGAUCGACGAGGAGUUCAUCAAGAUUGACAAGGUGCUCGAGCAACUCGGCACUGAGCAAAAGGAGAUUAAAGAUGCUAAUGAGGGCAAGCUCAAGGAGAUCGACGUUGUGAUUGACAAUAUCAACGACUUCUUGAGCAAGUACAACAAGGACAAGUUGAAGUUUGACGACGACUUGCGGUUGAUGAAGCUCGAGGUAGACAACUUAAAGAACAGUGUGGAGAAGAACAUGAAGUUGACCAAGGACAACCUUCAGGACGAGCUUGCCGAAAUCACUGAGGAGUUGGGUUCCUUGAAGAACUUGAUCAAGGCACGUAGCGGGAACUCCCUGGCCGACAACAGUGGGCCCCGCAAGGUGGCUCCAGUCUCGUCCAUCCCAUCCGCUUCCGAGAUCUUGAAGAAGGCCAAGAACAAGAGCACAAAUAAUGCUCCCACAAACAACUCUGCUGGAUCCUCGCAGCCUAACAGCGGCGACCACAGCAAAAACAGCAGCAACGCCCAGUCGCCAGUGCUGAACUUCGCCACGACGCUGAAGGAGACGAGGCCCUCUACACCGGGCAAUAUUUUUGCCGCCGGUAUUCCAGAGUGGCAGCUCAAGCACAAGCAGGCCGAGGAGCAGGCUGAGAAGGAGAAGAAGCAGGCUGAGAAGGAGAAGAAGCAGGCCGAGGCAGGCGAGGGUGACGCCGAGAAGCCAGAGGACAAGGAAGAGUUGAAGGACCUGAUGGCAGCAUGGCAGCAGCACACUGCUAACGAGAACAACGACGACGAAGUUGUCAAGAAGUCGAUCGAGAGUGUUGGUGUUCCCGCAUGGCAGCUCAGCGCUGGCAACAAUUAA
Molecule: messenger RNA, 1197 nt
Organism: Candidozyma duobushaemuli
Lineage: Eukaryota; Fungi; Ascomycota; Pichiomycetes; Serinales; Metschnikowiaceae
Gene: PEX14
Product: Pex14p
Exons: 2
Coding region: 1-1197 (398 amino acids)
Biological process (GO): protein import into peroxisome matrix, docking
Cellular component (GO): peroxisomal membrane; peroxisomal importomer complex
Molecular function (GO): signaling receptor binding
Source: RefSeq, a predicted model, not a curated record